AUGGAUCAGAACUAUGGCCUGCUGAUUUGCAUCUAUGGCUUGGAAAUUCUCACGGCCUUGCAGUUGCUGUCGCAGAUCCGUAAAUUCGGAGGAGUCUGGAAAUUCAGGACCACUUGGUUAUGUCUUUGCAGUAGUUUCCGGCAGUUUCAGAGCAACUUCCAGGAGUGGCAGAAGACCGAGCUGCGUGUCACGCGCUUUUUCGAGAGAAUGCUUUGCAAAGUGCUGCGUUCCAGCGCUCAGGUGAUGUUGGUUGCUCUAUUCUUGCGCAUGCUGGUCAUUGAAUGGCACUUCUGGAUGAGAACUUCUCAUAACCUUCAACCUUCAAUGGACCUGGCAAAUGUCAUUGCCUAUGCGGUGGUACUGGUUCUUUGCUCCUGGCAGCAGCUGGUGACUCCAGGGUCUUUGGAUCUUUGGUACCUACUCCUCCAAACUCUUUGCACCAUCCCACUGCUCUCCACGAGUGUUGCCGACACAAUCAUCGUGUCUUUGGCCACGUUGCUUCCGCGUUUCUUGCUCGGCCUAUGUGCUCGGCACUUGUGGUUGGCCCUGCUGGGUGGAGCGAUUCACUGGGCUGUUUCUUUGCAUAGCAUUUUCAGCUCGUUGUCUUCCAGCGAUUUGCUCUUUGCACAGACUGCCGAGUUGCUGAUCUAUUACGCUGGUGUCGUGACCAUACGACAACAGAUGUAUGAGAAUGUGAAGAUGAGUGUGAACUUGCAGAAGCGCACCAUCGAGCUUGGUGCGGCUUCCUGCUUACUUCUGGAAUUCUGUGACGCGGUCGUGGAGCUGGAUGAAGAAAUGAAGAUCACUGUGACGUCGAAUCAACUUUCGACCUUGCUUUUGCGCAGCCUGGGCAGCCCUCCACCGGAUCUCCGCGGCAGCGACUUUCUGCAGCUCUUUGUGGAAGAGGACCGGGAGCUACUUCACACUUCAUUGGGAAGCACCGUGCGGUUGGAACUGCUACAUACUCAGUUCCAAAAUGCCGAUGGUCAGAAGUGUCGCCUGGUUGGGCUGCGAGAGUGCCAGGACACUCAGGAUGCUGCCUCAGUGGCUCCUUUGAAGGACCAGGCACCUUCGGUGGACACAUCUCGUGCCUCACUCCUUUUCGACGCCUGUAGCUUCGAAGUCCUGGGUGCCACCGAAGGCUUUGCGGAGCUUUUCCCUGAUGCGGAGAAGGACAAGUUGGAGCAGAUGAGCAUUUCUGAUCUGCUGGGGCCUUCUGAAACCGUCAUCUCGACCAUUCAAUCUGCAGUGAACACCUUCGAUCCGGCAUUCAAAAGGCCGAUUUCGUUGGGCUGUGUGGAGAUCUUCCACCAGCGUGUGCAGGCCACCCUCACCCUGCAGAAUGAUGAUUUGCUGAAGACGAUUGUUGGCACAUUAGCGAUCUCAACAGGGACCACGAAUGCCAGAUCCAAGAGGACUACACCGCGUCAUGCACGCUCAAGUAGCAGUCACGACGACGGAAGCAGGAGAGGCAGCAUCCUUGACUUGCGGAAGGAAGCUCCAACUGUUUCACUCUGA
Messenger RNA from Durusdinium trenchii, 1518 nucleotides. NCBI's taxonomy places the organism in Eukaryota, Dinophyceae, Suessiales, Symbiodiniaceae. The record is from the annotation of a GenBank genome assembly.